AAUCAAAAUAUUGGUCUGUAUUUAGUGCGAAGCUGCAUGUAAAUAUUUUUGCAGAAAUAUUUUGUUUUGGUGAAAAUUUGUAUCAAGACAGAAAACAACAUUUCAGUCAUCUAAAAGAAUGCCGGAGAAGGAGAAUGACAAUGUGCGGGUAUGUGUGCGAUGUCGUCCCAUGAAUGAUAAAGAAAAGGGGCAAGGAUGCACACAAGUUGUUAAUGUUGACACAGUAAGGAAGACAAUCACAGUGGACCACAAAGAUCACACAAACAAAGGAGAACCUCCAAAAACAUUCUCAUUUGAUCAAGUAUAUGCUCCUGACAGUAAACAGCUUGAUCUCUACAAUGAAACAGCAAGACCUAUUGUUGACUUUGUCUUGGAGGGAUAUAAUGGAACUAUAUUUGCAUACGGACAGACAGGGACGGGUAAAACAUUCACAAUGGAGGGUGUCAGAGCUGUACCAGAACUUAGAGGAGUCAUACCCAACUCAUUUGCUCAUAUAUUUGGUCAUAUAGCCAAAGCAGAAGGAGAUACUAGGUUUCUGGUGAGAGUCUCAUACCUAGAGAUUUACAAUGAGGAAGUUAGAGAUCUGCUUGGCAAGGACCAACACCAGAGGUUGGAGGUAAAAGAAAGACCAGAUAUCGGUGUAUAUGUAAAAGAUCUAUCAGCUUUUGUUGUAAACAAUGCAGAUGAUAUGGAUCGUAUAAUGACUUUAGGAAACAAAAACAGGGUAACAGGUGCCACAAAUAUGAAUCUUCAUAGUUCGAGAUCUCAUGCAAUUUUCACAGUAACUAUAGAAUGCAGCGAGAAAGGUCCUGAUGGCGAACAGCACGUCCGAGUGGGAAAAUUGCAUUUAGUAGAUUUAGCGGGUUCUGAAAGGCAAGCGAAGACAGGAGCUACAGGCCAGCGCCUGAAGGAAGCAACAAAGAUUAACCUGUCACUGUCUACAUUGGGUAAUGUGAUCUCAGCACUUGUGGAUGGCAAGAGCAGCCAUAUACCAUACAGAAACUCUAAACUUACACGUCUCCUGCAAGAUUCUCUUGGUGGCAACUCCAAAACUGCUAUGAUAGCAAACAUUGGUCCUGCUGAUUACAACUAUGAUGAGUCUAUCAGUACAUUACGUUAUGCUAACAGAGCUAAGAAUAUCCAGAACAAAGCCAAGAUUAAUGAAGAUCCCAAAGACGCUCUUCUCAGACAGUUCCAGAAAGAAAUUGAAGAACUCCGUAAACAAUUAGAAGAAGGAGUGACAGAUAGUGAAGGAUCAGAGGAAGAGAGUGAAGAAGAAGUUAUUGGAGAAGAUGGAGUGAGGGUUAGAAGGAAAAAGAAGAAAACAAAGAAAGGAGAGCAAUUAGGUAAACAUAUCUCAAAAGAAAAAAUGGCAGAAAUUCAGGCAAAGAUAGCAUCAGAUCGUCGUAAAUUGGAGGAACAGAAAGAUAUGGCAGAGGAAGAAAGGAACAAAGUUCAAGAUGAUCUCUUGGAAAAAGAAUCUGAACUGAAAAAAUAUCAAGAGGAACAGGACGCUCUGGCACAGAAACUGGCAGCUAUAGAGAAGAAGAUUAUAGUGGGUGGGGAAAACUUGCUGGAAAAGGCCGAGGAACAAGAGAGAUUGCUGGAGGAAAGUGCCUUAGAAUUACAGGAGAGAAAAGUUAAAGAGGAAAAACUACGCAAGCAAUUGCAAGAAAAAGAGCAAGAACGUUUGGACAUAGAGGAGAAGUAUUCCAGUCUCCAAGAAGAAAUAACGGGUAAAACAAAGAAAUUGAAGAAAGUUUGGACUAUGCUGAUGCAAGCCAAGUCAGAGAUAGCAGAUUUACAACAAGAACAUCAGCGUGAGAUGGAAGGGUUGUUAGAAAAUGUCCGUCAGUUGUCGCGGGAGCUCAAGCUACAGAUGACUGUAAUAGACAACUUUAUACCUCCAGAAUAUCAGGAAAUGAUAGAACAACAUGUAGCCUGGAAUGAUGAUAUAGGAGAAUGGCAGCUAAGAUGUGUGGCUUACACUGGUAACAAUAUGAGAAAACAGACACCACAACCUGAUAAAGACAAAGAGAAGGGCCAGGAACCAGAUCUAUCCAACAUUUACCUCGCCUACACUGCUGAAGGGGCACAGCAAGCCAUGAAACAGAAGUCAUCCAAAUCAUCCAGACCAAAGUCAAGUCGACCAAAAUCUUCAAGACCAAAAUCAUCCAAGAAGAAGCGGAAUAAAGAUGCUGAGAUAGACUCGGUUUUGCAGUGACUUUACCAUGCAGCUUUUGCCUUACUACUUCUAGACAUGUAUCUCUACUGGAGUUGUCUCUACCUGACCUGGUUAAUUGAUGGAGAAGUGGGGCCAUUGUCACUUGCAGCUUUUAUAGACUUACAUGGGAAUCAUGUAUACCCCUGGCUGAAUUUAAGAACUUUAGCGGCAGUGGCAACAUUUGUUGUUAUCAUAUCCAUGUGGCUUUUGUCAUUCUUCUUUUUGAGACAUACUGCUUGAAAAUGACUCGCUAUAUUAUGAUCUGAAUACUUUUAACUUUUACAUGGAAAGUCCUUUAUUUUCCAUUGCAUGAAAAUAUCUCAUUGGAUAACAUGGUUUUGGACCAAGUGAAAGAUUUAGUGACCAGUUAUUUACUAUUAUUUUCUUUGUAAUAAUUUUUAUGCAUAUUACAUCAAGCUUAAUAUCAUAAUAAAACACUGACUUGUUUUGCCACAAAUAUUGAAUAAAAACCUCAAGAACCGUAUGGAAGUUGAGGACCAUCAAAGUGGAGAGAUAUUUUGUCAAUCAUUUUGAUAUACAGUUUACUAUACAGUUUCAUGCAUUGGUUGUUGGUAAACAGUCAUGUAGUGUAAAUCUCUGAUUUAAGCAUUGGAUGUCCCAAGCCUAGCCUGGCUUCAUACCAAACAAAAAUCCAAUCCUGCCAUUGGUAAAGAAAACACAAUCAGUUGUUAAGAUGUUUAUUGGCCUGCAGUAACAUUGAAGUUGGGAUCUAUGGCUGUAAAAUUGAUAUUUGAGACCAGUCUGGGAACACUGCUUUGCUACUGGUCAAAUGCUUAAAUUUUUAGGCUGGUCCCCAGAUAUAAAUUUUUUAGGCCUUAGAUGCUUAAAUCUUCAUUGCAACAAGAAAUGAGACAUUUUUUAUAAAAUAUAUAUAUAUAUAUAAUGCUAUUGUUAAUCUUUGUAAGAUGAUUGUCUGUGGUCAGUAGAUGACCCCUAUUAUUUUGAUUGCCAGUAGAUCAUUAGGUCAAAAGUCAGGGUAACUACCCAGUUGCUUUCUUGGGCAGGAUCGCUUGAGGCGUUUGUGUUUUACAAAGGGUUCUUGUUCAGUUGAAGCCUCUCUAUAUUCCAGGUUUAUUCGCGAAAAGUAAUAACAGAAUUACUGAAAAGCUACAACCUUUAGUUUAAAUUGUAAAGAAUGUUCACUGAAAUGAAUGUCAGGCAGAGUAAUGCUUCCAGGAACAGACCUCUGCUGCAAAUUGGAAGUACCAUGCUUGCAAAUAGUUUUAGCUGAAAUACGUAAUUUUUUUGUGAACUUGCUAGUAUGUGCCAAAAGAUCUUGUGAAAGCGAGAAUAGUUUGGUGUUCAGAUUUAUUAGGAUGAAAUUUUACCCAGAAAUAUUUGAAUGGUGAAACAUUACAUUCUUGGUAUGAAUUUGAAAGAAAGUCUCCUUUAUUUGUUAAGGAGAAAGUUGAAUUAAAAGUAAAAAUAAAUUCAAAAAGAUACAAAGAAAAUUUUGAAUACAAGUACCUGGUAAUCACGGGAUUGUAAAAAAGAAAUAAGAAGAAAAUGUGCAUGAUAUGUUUAUUUCUGGUAAAUAUGUUUGUAUGGUGUUUUACAUCAAGGUUGUCAUUUAUUCACAUCUUCUUGUUAAAAGUUGUUAAUUUUUAUGUACAUAAAGAUGUAGUCAUCAAUUUUUGAUAUACAAUGAAUAAUAUAUGUUUAGAUCUUUUUUCUUUGUUUAGUAUUCACAUGUUUAAAAGAAUGGUUGUGAAUUUCUCACACAAAAAAUAAUUGACAACAUGAAACCUUUUUGUUUCUCUUUCUCUAGAAGUCAUUUCUGAUGCUGCAUUGUGUUGUAGAUGCAUUUUGUCAGAAUAUGUUAUUUACAUGCACGGCUGUCUAUAUCCGACAUGUAUGUGGAGAUCUUUUGUUCACUAAAUAGGACACAAUGUCAUGUUCUCUGUAAUGAAUUAACAACAGACAUACUAGUAAGGUUAAAAUUUGUUCAUUUUCAACAACUUCAGGUAAGAGUGGGGAAGUUCAAAGUUAUUGUUUAUUUAAACCUAAUAUUUAUUUUCACAGAUUGCAAUUACUCAGCUGAUUUGCUUUUGAUGAUAAUAUUUAUCACAAAAGUUUAAGGUGUUCUGCACAUUCAUAUCUAAUAAUUUUUUUCUACAGUAUAUGAAUUUGAUUAAACCCUGACUUUUAAGAAUUUCAUAAUAGAUGUAUACAUAGAAAAUUUGGCAAAAAAAAGAAAAUUUAGCCAAAAAAAGAAGAGAUAGGGUCAUGUCCCUGAUUUUUUUUACCAGAAUUAUUUGAAAAAGAUGGAACUUGCACAAGUUUUCACAAUAGUAGUCUGUGAGAAAACCAUGGUUUUGAUGACCUUUUCGCAAAUAGAAAUUUUUCUGAAACUUAGAUUUAAUGGAAAUUCACAAAUUUGUAAAAAAAAAAAAAAAAAACAACAUACAGUCUAUAAUAUGGUGAGGUCUGUGCUUGCUUUCGAGAUAUUUGCAGGUCCAUAUAUUUCGAGUGACAUUAUUUGGAAUUGUUAAGUAUGUUACACUUCUAAAUAUCAAAUUUAUAUCUUUAGAAAGUUGGUGAAGUUGCCAUUUUAAUAAAUUUACUGUGUUGGUGCGCCGUAAAACCCAAAUAGAUAAAUAAAUUUACUCACAAGCUGCCAUAAAGUUAUAAGUGAUUUUCGUUCACCAAGUCCAGACUUAGUUCUACUUCAUCUGGAUAAAUUACUCUUACUUCCGUUUGUUAAAACAUUCAUAUGUACCUUAACAGAAAAAUACUUUGAUUUGUUUAGCUUCUUUUGGUGCAUGUUACCAUAGUAUAUAUUUUAUUUGAUAAACCUCGUAAUUCAUUUUACCUAAGUAAUUAUUACUUUUCUAUUCCCUCCAUUCAAUUUAUUAUUUUUAUUUUAUAUUUUCCAUAGACAAUGCUGUGAUAUUUUCAAGUUUGAUUAUUGUAAAACUUUGUUUUGAAUCCAAGUUGAUAUAGAUUUACAUUGUAAUUUGCUUUUCAAGCAUUAAAAUGUCACUAUUUUACAUUC
Molecule: messenger RNA, 5240 nt
Organism: Mercenaria mercenaria
Lineage: Eukaryota; Metazoa; Mollusca; Bivalvia; Venerida; Veneridae
Product: kinesin-like protein KIF3A
Exons: 18
Coding region: 119-2224 (701 amino acids)
Biological process (GO): microtubule-based movement; mitotic cell cycle
Cellular component (GO): microtubule
Molecular function (GO): microtubule binding; plus-end-directed microtubule motor activity; ATP binding
Source: RefSeq, a predicted model, not a curated record